GCGGUGGGAAAGAAAAGGCGCCAGAACGGGUCAAAGAAGACAAAGUAGAGACAGAAAACAGAAAAGAAUUAAAGAAUGGACAGUAGACAGCUGCUGGGUAGGCUGUACUGGCUCUAGUGUGUGGUGAUCAACGAACACGGAGUCAAUUUCGAAGCAAUUCAACCCUUCCAGGAACCUGUAAAUUAAUAUUCACCUUACGGAAACAAAAACAAAGCAAAAAACCAAAAUGAGUAAAGAAUUGAGAAAAGUGGAGAUGAAAGAGGCUGCCAAAAAAAUUGAUCGAGUGCUGAUGGGAAAUCUAGCUGACAUUGAAGAGAAGCUGAGCCAGAUUCCUGGACAGGUCUUCGAAGAACCGUACAAGGCGGACUUUGAAGAUAACGAAACGAAUUCUAUCAAGACUGAAAUCCUCCGCCUAGCCAGCGAGUUAGUGAAUGGAGUUGCUGUUAAUGAGCAGAAUGAAGAGGAGCCCAUCCUCUCUGAUUACUCUGGAUUAGGACUGGCAAACGUGGCGACGCAAGCUCAAAAUUAUCUGAAACAGCUGGUGACGGAGCAGACGCAGUUUUUGAAGAAGUGUGAGGAAGAGGAGACGGAGCUUGAUCAGUCCUGUGCCAUGCUUGCGAAGGCAAUCGCUGCCAUGGAGAUCCGCCUGCAGAGUGGAGAGGACAUCGGCGAGAUGGGCAGGCUGAAAGAAGUCACUCCGGAAGAGGAGAGAGCACUUCUCGGGAAAAUCAAAGAGAAAGACACCGAGUUGCAGGAGUCCCUGAUGGGUGUGAUUCAGCAUGUGUUUGGCCAAGAUGAAGAUCUAGCUAGUGAAGUGGUUUCUGAACUGUGCAAUAAAGUGCUGAAAGAAAGUGGAGACCCGUACAUCCAAGUGACUGAUGAAAACAGGAAAGUCAUCUCACUGCUUCGAGCAGUUGGAUUGGUGCUUGACCAUCCCCACAACCCUUCCAAAGUGAAACUUAUUAUUGUAGCCUGAUGGAAAACCUUGUAAAAAUUACGUUGAAACUCCUAUUCCACUCACAAAAUUAGAUAGGCUGCAAGCUGCUUAAUUUUUAGGGUUGGAAUAGAAACAAAAAAUAUCUGAUUAGACAUCUUAAAAAAAAUGAAGGAAACCCAGAACCAAUUUUGUAAUAAAGCCAAAAAUUUAUAUAUGAAAGUAAGUUAUUAUUGAAUGUAAAAUAAAUAUAAUUAAGUUCAAGAGGAAACUUGUACAAAUUUUUGUAAUAAAGCCGAAUAUCGUGAGUUAA
Cloeon dipterum is the source of this 1247-nucleotide messenger RNA. RefSeq lists its product as uncharacterized. The record is from RefSeq and is a predicted model, not a curated record. NCBI's taxonomy places the organism in Eukaryota, Metazoa, Arthropoda, Insecta, Ephemeroptera, Baetidae. Gene Ontology annotation, biological process: kinetochore assembly. The coding region runs from base 227 to 976 and encodes 249 amino acids. The transcript is spliced from 6 exons. Gene Ontology annotation, cellular component: nucleus.